This is a messenger RNA of Bicyclus anynana (squinting bush brown), 1046 nucleotides long. Its product is annotated as pyridoxal phosphate homeostasis protein. Gene Ontology annotation, molecular function: pyridoxal phosphate binding. Bases 156 to 917 code for a protein of 253 amino acids. Gene Ontology annotation, cellular component: intracellular anatomical structure. The transcript has 4 exons. Lineage: Eukaryota; Metazoa; Arthropoda; Insecta; Lepidoptera; Nymphalidae. The record is from RefSeq and is a predicted model, not a curated record.
UUGACUUUGAGUAAUGAUAGUGAAGUAGUGAAAUUGAAUUGAGCAAAACAAAUUGAAGAACAAGAAAAGAAACUGGACUGGAUCAUUAAUAAUUUAAUAAACUCAAAGGAAUGUAAAAAUAAGCAGUAAGUGUGCAAAUAAAAGUGGAGAAUAUAAUGUCUAGCGAAAAUAACCACGAAGUGGACAUAAUGUAUGGGCUGAAGACAGUUCUAGCACAAAUUGAAGGCGCUGUAGCUAGGAGAAGUAAGGAUCUUCCACAAAUCCUACCAAAGUUGGUUGCAGUAUCAAAAAUCAAACCAGUUCCUUUAAUAAUACAAGCAUAUGAGGCUGGCCAACGUCAUUUUGGUGAAAACUAUGUAAAUGAGUUAGCUGAAAAGGCUCACAAUCCAGAUAUACUAGAGAAAUGUAAAGAAAUAAAAUGGCACUUUAUUGGGCACCUUCAAACAAAUAAAAUUAACAAGUGCCUGGGUUCACCAGGACUGUAUAUAUUAGAGACUGUGGACUCUGAAAAGUUGGCAGAUAAUCUAAAUAAGCAGUGGGCAAAGAUAAGGAACACAGAUGAUAAGUUAAAUAUUAUGGUUCAGGUCAAUACUAGUGGAGAAGAAGCCAAAAGUGGGAUAGAUCCAUCACAAGCUACAAACCUUGUUGAACAUGUCAUUAAAAACUGUCAUAACCUUAAUUUUCAAGGGUUAAUGACAAUUGGCCAGUAUGAUUAUGAUACAUCGCUUGGUCCCAAUCCAGAUUUCCUUUCCCUUGUAAAAUGCAGACAGGAAGUAACUGAUAAACUAAAUUUGGACAUAAAUAACAUUGAAUUAUCAAUGGGAAUGUCAACAGAUUUUGAACAUGCUAUUGAACUAGGAGCUACAACAGUUCGAGUGGGCUCUAAAAUAUUUGGAGCAAGACCACCAAAAAACUAGAACAAAUCAAGAACAAAGUAAAAAUAUUAUAACAUACAUAAAUAAAUAAUGAACUAUAUAAAUAAUUGUGUAAGUUUUGUUGAGGUGGAAUUUUUUUGAAAAAAUAAAUAAAAUAAUUAACGGAAAUAA